AGUCAGCUAGCUCCAUGCUCCAUAUGCAUGGAGAGAGCUGGUUGCCAGCCUCGCAAUUUCUCACCACCACAUUUGCGACAUCUAUGCGCCAACACCACCGUCACUUCCAAUACUCUGUAUCAUCACCAUACGAUUGUGCCGGAGGGCUGGAGAAAACCGUACGAUGCGCCGCUAAGCUGUCAAGACCGCCCCAAUGUCAUUUUCAUACGAGCGCAGAGGCCGAAGCUCCGCGGCAACGCGUCGAGGCACGUAUUCAUACUGGAUUCCUUUGGCCGUGACAGUUACAGUCGCAACAGUUGGAAUCGUGGCCUGGAUAUGGAGUGAGAGGAACGAUGAUGAUGAAGACGAGGAACCCAGACCGGAGAUUGGACCUGAUCCAUACCAGGAGAACUAUGGCAGGAACAUAGAGAGAAGCUUUCCCACAGGUCCCCCCUCAUACCGAGAUGGCGUGCGCUCAGGAGAGGUGGGGUUUGGCACAAUUGAGCAGCGACCAGACGAGUCGCAAAGUUAUAUGGCGCGCAUGUCUGGAGCUUUGAGAAGGACCCCUAGUCCACAACAGGUCUUCGAUGGCGUGAGUAGGACGGUGGUUGGAGGAGUAGCUGCUGCGGGAGCUGUUGUGGGAAGUGCUCUAUCUUCAAUCAGAGAAGAGGAUAAAUCCGCGUAUCGAGAUCAUCAGACAUGGUCAGAAGAAGCUUUGUUGAGACGUGCUGGUGUUGAUCCGGCACCAGCACCAGGUCCAAUCGAUAUGCGUUCUACAGAAAAACUCCCUGAAGCAACACCACGAUCCUCCCCAAGUACCAAGAGAAGGACAGUUGCCGUUGUUGUGUCUGCCGAAGAUGCCAUGGCGGACAUGGAGGAUGAUGAUGGAUAUCAUCAACAUGCAGUAGGCGCAACUCUACACAUUCUAUUGACACCGUCACUAAAAACUUUUUAGUCUAUUCUUUCUCAUUUACCUUCGAACACGGAUAUUUCUGCCAUAAGACUAUUUGUCCUUAUUUACGCGCCUGGUUUAAAGGAGCAUCCGUUGGAUGCUGCUCAAAAGGCUCAAGGGUCUCUCAGUUCUUCAUUUUCAAACAUCGAACACGAACAAACGCAAUCACCAACUACAGAAGCAGAGAAAUUACCGUAAGUAAUAUCUAUAGAAUUUCCUUGACCAUUUCUCACACUUUUAGGUCUACUCAAUCUGGAUCCGCACACUUCAACGCGGUUUACACGCAAGCCCUCGGCUUAGUUGAGAAGGAAACAAUGGUCCUUCCAUUUACUACUCCUACCGGGCAUGUGCAUAUUCUACGACACCUAGGACCGGAGAUUGUAUAUUUGCAAGAAUCCCUUGCUGGGAAAGAUGGCGAAAUUAUCACCCAUCUUCAAAGUUGGUUACGUCAAGAUGUUAUUCUUGUCGUGGGUGCUGAGGGUGGGCACGGCGGUUUAGCUGACAGUGAGUCCGAAGCCGAGCAAGCGCCAAAGAAAGAGCACUGGUGGGAAAAGGAAGAGAGAGUUGGACGGGGAAGAGGUGUUGUGGUUGUUGAGGGUGUAAGAGUUGGCGAUGAUUGGGCUAGGAGGAUUCAAAAUCGGGAAUAA
Messenger RNA from Hymenoscyphus albidus, 1578 nucleotides. Lineage: Eukaryota; Fungi; Ascomycota; Leotiomycetes; Helotiales; Helotiaceae. The record is from the annotation of a GenBank genome assembly.